AUGCAGACAGCAGUAGACGCGGCAGGAAAUACACGCCUUAGAGCUUCCUUGGAGCGAUCAGCAGCAGGCGGGGCGCCCAGUAUUGGCCAAUGGUUAGAGUUUCCUGGCUAUACACUCGCAAGGACUGUAGCUUCAUUGGGCAGUGAUUGGGUGCUCAUCGACUGCGAGCAUGGAAACAUUGACGAUGCCGCCAUGUAUCACGCCAUAGCUGCUGUGUCCACCGCUGGCUCCAGUCCCAUCGUCAGAGUUGCUGGAAGUGAAAAUUGGAUGAUCAAGCGAGCUCUGGACGCCGGAGCACAUGGCAUCAUGGUCCCGAUGUGCGAGACUGUCGAGCAAGCAAAAGCGGUGGCUCGUUUCGCUCACUAUCCCAAUGCGUCCUUUCCACAAGGGACUCGUGGUUGUGGCGGACUCUUUGCCAACGCCAGCUUCAACGCCUCUCCUCAGGACUAUCUGCGCCACGCGAACGAGCGCAUAACCGUGAUAGUGCAAAUAGAAACACGAGCGGGAGUUGAGAAUUGCGAAGAGAUCGCCGGGGUAGAUGGCAUUGACGCUCUGUUUAUUGGUCCGAACGAUCUCGCUUCCAGCCUAGGUCACUUUGCCUUCGAUCAUCCCAAGAUUGCUGAAGUCCAGGAGGCGACCUCGAAAGUUCUGGCUGCUGUCAAAGCAAAAGGCAAAUUUGGCGGUCAUUGGUGUACAGKAGCCGACCAAGCCGCAGAGCGUCUGAAGCUUGGCUGGCAUUUUGUGAAUUGUGGAGCGGAUAUCGUAGCUAUUACCGGAUGGAUGACCGCCGAAAUGGCGAAGUUGAAGCAGCUGACAUCCAGCUGA
Molecule: messenger RNA, 825 nt
Organism: Ramularia collo-cygni
Lineage: Eukaryota; Fungi; Ascomycota; Dothideomycetes; Mycosphaerellales; Mycosphaerellaceae
Product: related to 2,4-dihydroxyhept-2-ene-1,7-dioic acid aldolase
Exons: 3
Coding region: 1-825 (274 amino acids)
Cellular component (GO): cytoplasm
Molecular function (GO): aldehyde-lyase activity
Source: RefSeq, a predicted model, not a curated record